AUGAUACGUCGAAUCGUUGAAGAUAUUUACGGCGGCUCAUGGGGUGUUCUCAUCAUUCGCAAUCCCGACCUAGUUUCCAGCGAAGUCCACUGGACUAUUCCCGACCACAAUAACGCCGACGGCACUCCUGCUUUUUGUCUCGCGGUAGUCAAAGGAUGGCAGUAUAACGUAUUCAAAGCAGGGAAUAAAGAUCAGCGCGAUAGGGUUACCGUUGAGGAUUUAGUGAAAAGGUGA
Messenger RNA from Strongylus vulgaris, 234 nucleotides. NCBI's taxonomy places the organism in Eukaryota, Metazoa, Nematoda, Chromadorea, Rhabditida, Strongylidae. The record is from the annotation of a GenBank genome assembly.